Sarcophilus harrisii (Tasmanian devil) is the source of this 3787-nucleotide messenger RNA. It is a transcript of the gene AMPD2, whose product is annotated as adenosine monophosphate deaminase 2. The record is from RefSeq and is a predicted model, not a curated record. Gene Ontology annotation, biological process: IMP salvage; AMP metabolic process. Gene Ontology annotation, molecular function: AMP deaminase activity. The transcript is spliced from 17 exons. Gene Ontology annotation, cellular component: cytosol. Lineage: Eukaryota; Metazoa; Chordata; Mammalia; Dasyuromorphia; Dasyuridae. The coding region runs from base 80 to 2560 and encodes 826 amino acids.
CAGGCGGGAGGGAGGCGGGGCGGAGGAAGGGGUUGGAUGUGGCAGAUCGAGGCCCCGGCUGCCAGCUGCGGCCCCAGCCAUGGCAUCCUCCUCGGCCUCGCCAGGGAAGCCCAAGGCCAAGUACCCCUUUAAGAAGCGGGCCAGUCUGCAGGCGGGCAGUGCCCCAGAGGCUCGGGGCGGGCUGGGGGGACCCCCGCUGCAAUCUGCCCGCUCCUUGCCGGGCCCUCCCCCCUGCCUCAAGCACUUCCCACUCGACCUGCGCACCUCCAUGGAUGGCAAAUGCAAGGAGAUCGCUGAGGAAUUGUUCAGCCGCUCCUUGGCAGAGAGCGAGCUUCGAAGUGCUCCGUAUGAGUUCCCAGAGGAGAGCCCCAUUGAGCAGCUGGAGGAGCGGCGCCAGCGGCUGGAGCGGCAGAUUAGCCAGGAUGUCAAGUUGGAACCGGACAUUCUGCUCAGGGCCAAGCAAGACUUUCUGAAGACAGACAGUGAUGCGGAUCUACAGUUGUACAAGGAGCAGAGUGAAGCCCAAGGUGACCGCGGGCCCAGGGACCGAGAUGGGCACCUGGAGCGGGAAUUUCAGAGGGUCUCCAUCUCCGGGGAGGAGAAGUGUGGGGUGCCGUUCACUGACCUAUUGGAUGCUGCUAAGAGCGUGGUGCGGGCCUUGUUCAUCCGGGAGAAGUAUAUGGCCCUGGCCCUGCAGAGUUUCUGCCCCACCACACGACGCUUCCUACAGCAGCUGGCCGAGAAGCCGCUGGAGACCAGGGCUUUCGAGCAGGGCCCAGAGACCCCUGUGUCUGCAGAUGCCCCGGUGCAUCCCCCAGUGCUGGAACAGCACCCUUAUGACCACUGUGAGCCUUCUGCCAUGCCUGCGGACCUGGGCUUUGGCCUCCGCAUGGUCCGGGGAGUUGUCCACGUCUACCUGAAAAGGGGUCCCGAGGAACAGCUCCACUCACUGACCCAGGCGCUCCAGCUGGCCCAUGCUCUGGAGUCUCCCUUCACUGUUUCCCAGAGUCCUUCCCUCGUGGCUGCAGUGCCAGGCUCCAAAUUCCAGAUGCACGUGCUCAGUAGGAUGAGGCUGGCUUACUUCAGAAAAGAAGGUGCCUCACGGGACUUCCACAACAUCAGGUCCUGCCCCUUUUCCCAGAGCAUGCCCGGCUGCCCCUCUGUCGCCAUUGGCGCUUCUGUGCCCCCUGUGGUGCCUCCAGGUGGACACGUCCUCAUCUUGUGGGCCGGAAGCACCUUCUCAAGCAUCCAGGGCUGCAUGAGCACCUGGAAGGGGUUGUGCCGGGCCGGGGCUGGGAGCAGGCAGCUGCGGGAGGUCUUCAGGCAUGAGCCUCACAGCCUAGGCUGGUGUGGGCCAGCAGUGGCACCCACUCCCCAGGGCAGAACACGGGCUGUCGAUUUGGCUUGGUUCAAUGCCAAAUACAACCCCAUUGGAGAGUCCGUCCUUCGAGAGAUUUUCAUCGAACAGACUCUGUCUGUGUCCCCCCAGGAGGUGAUGUCAGAUUUGGAGGAGAGCAAAUACCAGAAUGCCGAGCUGCGCCUCUCUGUGUAUGGACGAUCUCGUGAUGAAUGGGACAAGCUGGCGCGCUGGGCCGUGGGACAUCGCGUGCAUUCGCCCAACGUGCGCUGGCUGGUGCAGGUGCCCCGGCUUUUUGACGUGUACCGCACCAAGGGCCAGCUGGCCAACUUCCAGGAGAUGCUGGAGAACAUCUUCCUGCCACUGUUUGAGGCCACGGUGCACCCCGCCAGCCACCCAGAGCUGCAUCUCUUCUUGGAGCAUGUGGACGGCUUUGACAGCGUGGAUGACGAAUCCAAGCCCGAGAACCAUGUGUUCAAUCUGGAAAGCCCGCUGCCUGAGGCCUGGGUAGAGGAGGACAACCCCCCCUACUCCUACUACCUGUACUACACCUACGCCAACAUGGCCGUGCUCAACCACCUGCGCAGACAGCGAGGCUUCCACACCUUUGUGCUCCGUCCCCACUGCGGCGAGGCGGGACCCAUCCAUCACCUGGUGUCGGCCUUCAUGCUGGCUGAGAACAUCUCCCACGGGCUCCUGCUCCGAAAGGCUCCGGUCCUACAGUACCUCUAUUACCUGGCCCAGAUCGGCAUCGCCAUGUCCCCGCUCAGCAACAACAGCCUCUUCCUCAGCUACCACCGCAACCCCCUGCCCGAGUACCUGUCCCGGGGGCUCAUGGUCUCGCUCUCCACCGACGACCCCCUGCAGUUCCACUUCACCAAGGAGCCGCUGAUGGAGGAGUAUAGCAUCGCCACCCAGGUGUGGAAGCUGAGCUCCUGCGACAUGUGUGAGCUGGCCCGCAACAGCGUGCUCAUGAGCGGCUUCUCUCACAAGGUGAAGAGCCACUGGCUGGGGCCCAACUACACCAAAGAAGGGCCCGAAGGCAACGACAUCCGCCGCACCAACGUGCCGGACAUCCGCGUGGGCUACCGCCACGAGACGCUGUGCCAGGAGCUGGCGCUCAUCACGCAGGCGGUGCAGAGCGAGACGCUGGAGCCCAUCCCCGAGGAGGCUGGCCUCACCAUGAGCCCCGGGCCGCACUGAGCCCGGCGCUGCCCGCCCACCCACCCUCUGCCGGACUCUGCCCGUGCCUGCCCCUGCCCGCCUCCCUCCGUCCCCCACCAGGCUGCCGCAGGGAGGAGCGGGCCGCGCUUGGCUCGAGCCCUCAGGAGGCCCUGCUCUGGAGCUCUUUGGGGCUGAAUUAUGUGUUGUGACGCAAAAGGGCUGGGCCCAGCACUGCCCAGGGAGGCUUCUCCCUCCUGCCGGGCACUGCCUGGAGAGGCUCCUCCCUCCUGCCGGGCACUGCCUGGAGAGGCUCCUCCCUCCUGCCAGGCACUGCCUGGAGAGGCUCCUCCCUCCUGCUGGGCAUUGCCCAGGGAGGCUCCUCCCCCCUGCCCAGCUGUGCUCUGGGAAUCUCCUCUCCCCUGCCGGGCACUGUCUGGAGAGGCUCCUCCCCCCUGCCGGGCACUGCCUGGAUAGGCUCCUCCCUCCUGCCUGGGCGCUAUCCCUGGGAGGCUCCUCCCUUCUGGUGGGCAUUGCCCAGGGAAGCUCCUCCCUCCUGCCGGGCACUGCCCAGGGAGGCUCCUUCCCCCAUGCCCAGUACUGCCCUGGCAGGCUCCUCCCUCCUGCCUGGCACUCCACAGCCUUUCAGAAGCCUGGCAGCCACACGCCUCAGGCAGCUGUGGACAGGGGUGUUUGUGUGGUUGGGGAGCGGGUUUUCUAGAGCUGCUCGGUGCUCUGGGAUAGGUGUCGCUGGCCCUGUGGCUACAGACUGCCCGGGGGUGCUCGGGUCGGCUGCAUCCUGCCUGAAGGCUGGGGCUGCUGUAUUUGCCCUGGCCCUGGUCAAGGCGGCACCUCUCCAGCUGUUACUGGUGGGUUCCCCUCUUCUCACGUUGCCAUUGCCAUUCUGUGGCUGGUCCUGUCUCCGUGCCCAUUCCUGGUGGGUGUGGCGGGGUAGGAGGAAGGGUACAGGCCGGGCCCAAGGCCGGCGGCUUCCCUCCUCACUGCCCGCCCAGACGAACUCAUGUUGUAGCUUUUUGUGCCGCUGAAGAGGAGGGGGCCCGCCUCAGCCAAAGCACGGGGCGGCCAGGGGAGCUGGCUCUUGGUGAGAGAGUGCCGGGGAGGCCCCAUUUGUGCCUCUCCCCUCCUUAAUCCCUCGAUGUCUUUGUCACUGGCCAAGCUGGAACUGUGUUUUUCAUUGCUGUGAAAUAUGAGAUUUCAAAUCAGUCCCUCUUCAAAGCAUGAGAAAAAAAAUAAAGGUUAUUUAAGUAA